AUGUCUCCACUUUCUCAUUUAAUUAGAAUAAAUUCUAUUAUUACAAACUCUCAUAUUCAAUUUUCGAAAUCAUUAUCACAUAAUCAUUAUACUACUAAAAGUACAAAAUAUAAUAAUGAUAAUAUUCAUGGUCACAUAUUAUAUUAUUUAAAAGAAGAUAAAUUGAGUUCAAAGGAUUUUGAUUGGGGCAAUAUAGAUGAAAGAAAAAAGAAUAAUUUAAGAAAAAAAAUUCAUCAAACGAAUAAGAAAAGAUUAUUUAUUAAACGAAAUAUUAUUCAAGUUAAUUUUGAUGCAUUGGAAGAUUUUACGGAAUGGCUUAGUAAUCUUCGAUUUAAGAAAUGGGCUCCUAUGUUUGAAGGGAUGAAAUGGCAAGAUAUAAUUCAAUUAAAUGAUGAGCAAUUAUUGGAAAAGGGCAUUAAAACUUUUACCGUUAGAAGCGAAUUACUUUAUUAUUUUAAUAUUAUUAAAGCAGCAAAGGCUGAGAAAGAUGCCAAAAAAGAAAGUUCCGGAAUUUCUGUAACAAAGGAUGAUAAAGAUAAGGAUUAA
Molecule: messenger RNA, 546 nt
Organism: Rhizophagus irregularis DAOM 181602=DAOM 197198
Lineage: Eukaryota; Fungi; Glomeromycota; Glomeromycetes; Glomerales; Glomeraceae
Source: RefSeq, a predicted model, not a curated record